AUGGGCAACACCUUCAGCCUGUGCUCUCCGUUCCGGCGCCGUCUGCGCCUCCAGGAUUCGGGGCAUGAGAAGCUCGAGGACCCUCUCCCUCAACCUCAGUUCCUCUUCCCCUCAGAAGAGUACCCAAAGUAUGCGCUUCUGCCCUCAUCCGAAGAACCCUAUGAAGUGCGCUUCUGCACGCACACGCCCGAGCCUGAUUCUGGCCGUUGCGCAUGCGAUGAGUGGACCGAGUCCCGGCACUGGCGCCUGGUGGCGGGACUCGACGACGCAACGCAGCCCGGCACAUUUGAGGCACUGCAGCCCAGGCCGCGCAGCAAUCCGUUCGAGAAGGCCGAGGUGCAGCUUGCCCCCGACGUCGUUCCGCCGCGGUAUGCCCUGCUCUCUGCUGCCGAGAUGCCGAAUACAGUGCGCAACUGCGUCCACGUGAGGUACGAGGGCGAGGAGCGCUGCGACUGCGACCAGUGGCUCGAGAGCCGCCGGUUCCGCGUGCAGAAUGGUCUGGACAAUCCCGAAGACCCCGACGUCAGGCGUGGCCUGCAGCCCAAGCCGCGUAAGACGCCUACGAUCCGUGUCAAGCGCCGCAGGUACACGAGUAUCAGCAUACCCAAGGACAACAGCGACGAUGGACAUUCCCCCAGCUCGACACAUUCCCGCAACUCGAGCCGAAACGAGAAGCAAUAG
This is a messenger RNA of Trichosporon asahii var. asahii CBS 2479, 681 nucleotides long. RefSeq lists its product as uncharacterized. The record is from RefSeq and is a predicted model, not a curated record. The transcript has a single exon. Bases 1 to 681 code for a protein of 226 amino acids. NCBI's taxonomy places the organism in Eukaryota, Fungi, Basidiomycota, Tremellomycetes, Trichosporonales, Trichosporonaceae.